CAGCACAUGGAAUCAGGAAAUGAUACACAAAUUUCAGAAUUUUUUCUUCUGGGAUUUUCAGAGGAACCAGGAUUACAGCCCCUCAUCUUUGGGCUUUUCCUCUCCAUGUACCUGAUCACUGUCUUUGGAAACCUGCUCAUCAUCCUGGCUGUCAGCUCUGACUUCCACCUCCACACCCCCAUGUACUUCUUCCUCACUCAUCUGUCCUUUGUGGACAUCUGCUUCACCUCCACCACCAUCCCCAAGAUGCUAUGGGACAUCAAAACUCAGAGCAAAGUCAUAACCUAUGCAGACUGUAUCACUCAGAUGUACUUUUUCAUACUCUGGGCAGGAUUAGAUGUCUUUCUCCUGACUGUGAUGGCUUACGACCGCUUCGUGGCCAUCUGUCACCCCUUACAUUACAUGAUCAUUAUGAACCCCCGGCUGUGUGGACUGCUGGUUCUGGUGUCCUGGAUCAUGAGUAACCUUAAUUCCCUGUUACAAAGUUUAAUGAUGUUGCGGCUUUCCUUCUGUGCACACUUGCACAUCCCCCACUUUUUCUGUGAAAUCAAUGAGAUGCUCCAACUUGCCUGUUCUGACACCUUUCUUAAUAACUUGAUGAUAUAUUUUGCAGCUAUGUUGCUGGCUGGUGGUCCUUUUGCUGGGAUCCUUUACUCAUAUUCUAAGAUAGUUACCUCCAUACGUGGGAUCUCAUCAGCUCAGGGCAAGUAUAAAGCAUUUUCCACCUGUGCAUCUCACCUGUCAGUUGUCUCCUUAUUUUUUUGUACAAGCCUAGGAGUGUACCUUAGCUCUGCUGCCACCCAGAGCUCCCACUCCAGUGCUGUGGCCUCGGUGAUGUACACAGUGGUCACGCCCAUGCUGAACCCCUUCAUCUACAGCCUGAGGAACAGAGACAUAAAAAGUGCUCUGAAAAGAAUUGUUGGGGUUCCAGUGAUGUAA
Molecule: messenger RNA, 939 nt
Organism: Suricata suricatta (meerkat)
Lineage: Eukaryota; Metazoa; Chordata; Mammalia; Carnivora; Herpestidae
Product: olfactory receptor-like protein OLF4
Exons: 1
Coding region: 7-939 (310 amino acids)
Biological process (GO): G protein-coupled receptor signaling pathway
Cellular component (GO): membrane
Molecular function (GO): G protein-coupled receptor activity; olfactory receptor activity
Source: RefSeq, a predicted model, not a curated record